GGUACUGGCUGAGGCGGCCAAGCGGCUCCGGGACCAAGUAGGCGCGGGGGGCGGUGCCGGGUGGUUGCUUGUGGGAGGCAGCCACAGGUCAUGUGACCGGAAGGGCUCCUGACGGACGCCGUCCCUCCUCGGCUCGGCCUGAGCGCCCAGCCCGACCCCGGCGAUGGGGUGCUGCUACAGCAGCGAGAACGAGGACUCGGACCAGGACCGAGAAGAACGGAAGCUGCUGCUAGACCCUAGCAGCCCUCCAACCAAAGCCCUCAAUGGAGCUGAGCCCAACUAUCACAGCCUGCCUUCUGCUCGCACGGAUGAGCAGGCCUUGCUCUCCUCCAUCCUUGCCAAGACAGCCAGCAACAUCAUCGAUGUAUCUGCUGCAGACUCUCAGGGGAUGGAGCAGCAUGAAUACAUGGACCGGGCCAGGCAGUACAGCACCCGCUUGGCUGUGCUGAGCAGCAGCCUGACCCACUGGAAGAAGCUGCCACCGUUGCCGUCUCUCACCAGCCAGCCCCACCAAGUGCUGGCUAGCGAGCCCAUCCCUUUCUCUGAUUUGCAGCAGGUCUCCAGGAUAGCUGCUUACGCCUACAGUGCACUUUCUCAGAUCCGUGUGGAUGCAAAAGAGGAGCUGGUUGUACAGUUUGGGAUCCCGUGAAGAGAGGGGUCCUUGGACAGCUCUCCUCCUCUCUUCACCCUGUCUCAAUCCUGCCUCUCCUGGCCCCUAGCCUCACUGCGGCCUAUACAGUACCCUACCUAACCUGCUACUAAUCACAGAGAAAAAUGUGGAGGAGGAGAAGAGCAAGGCUGGCCUGAGCAAGUGAGGACGGAGCAUGGGAGGGUAGAACCAUUUGGGACUGGCUAUUGAAGCCCUGGCCAGGGGUGGGGUGGGGGCAAAAAUACAAGGCCUGGUAUGUCUUCAGUCAUUGGGAAAGUGGAGAUACCACUGGGGUGGGGAGGUGACUACCCGGUGACCUAGGAGGAUCCCUUUCCCACCCUUUCUCUUGGUCUCAGAUUCACUCCUGCCCCCCUCUCCCUGACUUGGUGCUCACAUGCACCUCACUAGGGUUUGUGACCAGGGUCUGGAUGAGCUUGAAUUUGAAUGAAUUGAGUUUGUAUUUCUAGCACCCUGGGUUUUUACAUGUUUUGUGUUUUUUCUUUUCGUUUUGGUUUGUCACCCUUGAUAAAGGAAGUAUAUUCAUC
Messenger RNA from Otolemur garnettii (small-eared galago), 1194 nucleotides. It is a transcript of the gene LAMTOR1, whose product is annotated as late endosomal/lysosomal adaptor, MAPK and MTOR activator 1. NCBI's taxonomy places the organism in Eukaryota, Metazoa, Chordata, Mammalia, Primates, Galagidae. The coding region runs from base 164 to 649 and encodes 161 amino acids. The record is from RefSeq and is a predicted model, not a curated record. Gene Ontology annotation, molecular function: guanyl-nucleotide exchange factor activity; molecular adaptor activity. Gene Ontology annotation, cellular component: late endosome membrane; membrane raft; Ragulator complex. The transcript has 5 exons. Gene Ontology annotation, biological process: lysosome organization; cholesterol homeostasis; positive regulation of TOR signaling.